Molecule: messenger RNA, 3276 nt
Organism: Diaporthe citri
Lineage: Eukaryota; Fungi; Ascomycota; Sordariomycetes; Diaporthales; Diaporthaceae
Exons: 16
Coding region: 1-3276 (1091 amino acids)
Biological process (GO): L-glutamate catabolic process
Cellular component (GO): cytosol
Molecular function (GO): pyridoxal phosphate binding; glutamate decarboxylase activity
Source: RefSeq, a predicted model, not a curated record
AUGGGACAGCGCCCCGAUGGAGAAGAUCAGCUGUUGGUUCUCAGUAUCGAAUACGAGUCGAUCUGGAACACGUCGGCACAUUCAAAAUACGACAGCAUUCUCGAGUCGUACGACGUCUACCUACGCUUGGAAGAUACGUCCAAGGCGGCUUGUCGCAACUUCAAUGGCAUUGCUCGCCUUGCGCCCCCUCCAACUGACGACGAUUGGAUCAGAGGUGGAGAUUCAGAGGCGGACCUGACCGGUGUGAACCAGCCUGACCGUACCGGCGCCUGUCGAGGCCAAUCACUUAUCCACGCCGUGCAGGAUGACAGUACUAUCACACGACGAGGAGCGGACACGUUCCGCAACCGGAUCCUCGCAGGCAUCCAUCCUACACGUCGCGCCCAGCGGGUUGAGUUUCUGUCUCGAAUUCCAUGCGUUACCCUCCUCAUUCAUGGCGCCCCCGGGUGCGGUAAAUCUGAGCAACUUGCUGGUUGUAUCACCCUCUGUGUGCCGCAAAACAUGCCUGUCCUCCUCACGGCGUCACGGCAUGAAGCAUUCGAUGCUUGCCUCAGGAAGGUCGAGGUUCUGGUGAAGACGAGCGGUCUCGACUACACCAUCGUCUGUGCCUUUGACGCGGCAGAAGACAAGCAGGCUUGCAAGCGCGUCUUCCGAUGUCGCAAUGAAUGGCGCAAUGCUGAGUUCAGAGUGCGGUCGAAAUGGUGCCCACACCUGUCUUUCGCGUUCUGGGUGCAUACCAUCUCGGGAUGGAGUCUUCUCCCUGGACGGAUCGGUGUCUGGACGCCACAACUUCACCACAGUGCUUCCGCGAUGCGCAGCAUUUUCCAUCUGGACCAGUGCAUUGACCAUGUCUACUCGUCUGCGCUGCUGGUUGCGGUGACACCAUACGCCGCACUUGGCAAGAUGGCGAAGUGGUUCACCCGGAAUCGCGCUUCCGUCCUCGCUGUCGACGAGGCUGCUGCGAUCGAUGAGGCCCACGUCCUCCAGUGUGUCUACAACCAGUCUGUCUUCCUCUUCGCCUUCGACCCACAGCAACUGCCGACAUUCAGUGCGUCGAAGACAUCACCCAUGGUGCCCCGAGUCAACACAUACGAGGACCAGUAUGUUUCCUCCCUUGCGGAGCAUUUGGGCCAUGGACAAAGGGGGCUCGCCGCCACCACCUGGCAGAUACUGGCCGGUUUUCGUGGACAUCCCCCCAAGUGUGAAAAGCUGUCAGACUCGAAGUCUUCAGUCAACAAGGGCAUGUGGAAGAUCUUCUUCGAAAAGGACCUCUGGCCGGACUUCCUGUCGCCAAGUGCGGGAUUUCAUGUCGACUGGGACAGACUGUGCAUCCUGACACCGUACCGAGCCAUGACGAACUACCACCAAGAUUUCCUGCACGAGCGAGGUCUUGACCUCACAACAGACACAGUCCCAUUCGAGCAAGGCGAUGGUGUCGCUGACCAAAGCCAUGAUGGGAACCUGGCUGGAGACAUGGGUGCCUUGGUCGUGGCAGGAGAGGUCGACGAUAACGAUGGCCCAGAUGGAGCAGAGCCGACAAUUCGGACCCACAACCCUAUGGGCCUAGAUUGUGCUACCAUUGACUUGUACCAGGGCCAGGAGAAGGACCUCGUGUUACUCUUCAGCACCGUGUCCGCCUCGUCUGGCCCUAAGUUUGUUGCGAACUCGAACCGUCUGUGUGUCACGUUCACGAGGAUGAGGCAGGGUCUGAUCGUGGUCGGCGAUCAGGGUACUCAUACCAAGAAGAGGAUGGAGGUGCAUCUGAGCCAUGUUUCCAGUUUCCCCCCCGAGGAGGACGACCACCUCUCCAAGGAGGUUAGGAAGAUCCACCUUGAAGCAGUCGACAACGACAAUUUCACCACCUCGGUCUACGGCUCCAAGUUUGCCGCCCAGGAUCUCCCCCGUUACGAGAUUCCUGAUGGCGAAAUGCCCCGCGAGGCAGCUUACAGGCUUAUAAAGGACGAGCUGUCGUUGGAUGGAAAUCCUAUGCUCAAUCUCGCCUCAUUCGUCACCACCUAUAUGGAGGACGAGGCCGAGAAGCUCAUGAGUGACGCACUCUCCAAGAACUUCAUCGACUACGAGGAGUACCCAAAGACAGCCGAAAUGCAGAACCGGUGUGUCAAUAUGAUCGGAAACCUCUUCCACGCUCCAAUUGGCGAGGGUGCUGGUGCUGUCGGUACCAGCUGCGUCGGCUCGUCCGAGGCCAUUAUACUGGGUGUCCUGGCCAUGAAGAGACGCUGGAAGAACAAGCGCAAGGCCGAGGGAAAGUCGACCGAGAACCCCAAUAUCGUCAUGAACUCGGCCGUCCAGGCCACCAGAUACCUCGAAAUAGAUGAAAGACUAGUCUACUGUACUGAGGAUCGAUAUGUGAUCGACCCCAAGCAGGCUGUUGAUCUAGUCGACGAGAACACGAUCGGUAUCUGCUGCAUCCUCGGAACCACCUACACAGGCGAGUAUGAGGAUGUCAAGGCCGUCAAUGACCUGCUGGUUGAGCGUGGCUUGGACACACCCAUCCACGUUGAUGCAGCCAGUGGUGGCUUCGUGGCUCCAUUCGUGAACCCGGACCUUGUGUGGGAUUUCCGUUUGCCCAGAGUGGUCUCGAUCAACGUCUCAGGACACAAGUACGGGCUUGUAUAUCCAGGUGUUGGUUGGGUCGUCUGGCGGGAUGCCGAGCACUUGCCCCAGGAACUGGUGUUCAACAUCAACUACCUCGGUGCCGACCAGAGUUCCUUCACGCUCAACUUCUCCAAAGGAGCUUCACAGUACCAACUGAUUCGACUGGGCAAGAAAGGCUACACCCAAAUCAUGAGGAACCUUACCCUGACCGCAGAUUAUCUCUCCGACUCCCUGGAGGCCUUAGGGUUCAUAAUCAUGUCGCAGAAAAAUGGAGACGGUCUUCCGCUAGUGGCCUUCCGCCUGGAUCCAGAUUCUGAAUCAGAGAGGUCAUACGACGAAUUUGCACUGGCACAUCAGCUUCGAGUGCGCUCAUGGAUCGUGCCGGCAUACACAAUGGCUCCGAAGACUGAGAAUUUCAAGAUGCUCCGUGUGGUGGUGAGGGAGGACUUUACCCGAAGCCGAUGCGAGGCGCUCAUCACAGAUGUCAAACUGUGCAUGCAACUCCUGGAGAAGAUGGACAAGGAUGCUGUGAAGCGUCAACAGGACUUCAUUAACAAGCACCACCUCCACAGUGGAAAGGCGACUCAUAACCAUCCCAAGUACAAGAAUGAGAAGCACUCUUUGCAGGGAAAGACGGGGAAGACCCAUGCAGUCUGCUAG